CUCCCAGGCUGUGGUUGCUAUAAAUAGCUGUGCAUACAGUAAGCCUGUUUUUGAGGCUCUAUGAGAACAUGGAACUGGCACUUGUCCUCUUGCUUGUCACCACUGUGUCCAGCUGCGGGGUCCCCAGCUACCAGCCCCACACCGGCCGCGUGGUCGACGGGGUCGAGGCUCGUCCGUACAGCUGGCCAUGGCAGGUUUCUUUGGAGUCAUUCUACCCGACCUGUGGAGGAACCAUGAUUGCUCCAAACUGGGUCUUGACUGCUGCGCACUGCGUUACGUUCCACACAUACAGAGUGGUUCUGGCCGAGCAUGACAUGAACUCAGACGAGGGACCUGAACAGUCAAUUCGUGUGGAGAAAAUGAUCAUUCACCCAAAAUGGAAUGACAACUGUGUGUCUUGCGGGAACGACAUUGCUUUACUUAAGCUGGAGCAGAGUGCCGUCAUUAAUGACAAGGUUCAGCUGGCAUGCUUACCAAAGCAGGGAGAUACCCUAGCCCACAACCAGUCCUGCUACGUCACAGGCUGGGGUCGCCUCUACUCCGGUGGGCCCCGAGCUUCUAGACUACAGCAAGCUCUUCUCCCGGUGGUGGGCCACAGCAUCUGUAGUCAGAGCGACUGGUGGGGAGGUUCGGCCAAAACGACCAUGGUGUGUGCAGGAGGAGACAGCAAGUCAGCCUGCCAUGGCGACUCAGGAGGCCCUCUUAACUGUAAAGGCAAAGAUGGCAGAUGGUACGUCCAAGGGGUGACCAGCUUUGUAGAUGGACGAGGCUGUAACACUCCUCGCAGGCCCACAGUCUUCACCCGCGUGGCUUCCUUCGUCCCUUGGAUCACGCAGAUGAUGGCCCAAAAUUGACUGGUUUUCCUACUUAAUAAAUAAAAGACUCUUCAGAACAUUAGUUUAGUUUUUUUUGUAUUCCUCUACUUACUGGACACAAUUAUGUAUAGCAAUUC
This is a messenger RNA of Entelurus aequoreus (snake pipefish), 952 nucleotides long. Its product is annotated as chymotrypsin-like elastase family member 3B. Gene Ontology annotation, molecular function: serine-type endopeptidase activity. Gene Ontology annotation, biological process: proteolysis. The transcript has 7 exons. The record is from RefSeq and is a predicted model, not a curated record. Bases 69 to 854 code for a protein of 261 amino acids. Lineage: Eukaryota; Metazoa; Chordata; Actinopteri; Syngnathiformes; Syngnathidae.